This is a messenger RNA of Phanerochaete carnosa HHB-10118-sp, 2339 nucleotides long. RefSeq lists its product as uncharacterized. Gene Ontology annotation, biological process: DNA repair; DNA-templated DNA replication. Gene Ontology annotation, cellular component: nucleus; DNA replication factor C complex; Elg1 RFC-like complex. The record is from RefSeq and is a predicted model, not a curated record. NCBI's taxonomy places the organism in Eukaryota, Fungi, Basidiomycota, Agaricomycetes, Polyporales, Phanerochaetaceae. Gene Ontology annotation, molecular function: DNA binding; DNA clamp loader activity; ATP hydrolysis activity. The coding region runs from base 85 to 1161 and encodes 358 amino acids. The transcript is spliced from 7 exons.
GCGCUGACGCGCCCGAGUUGGCUGGUGACCGUGACCUCUUCAUCUUUCUCGAGCGAUCGCGAGACUCCCUCUGAAUUCCGGAGCAUGAACAGCGACCAUGAGAUGGAAACCGAGGAGCAGACGCCGGUGCAGUGGCCCAUUGGCAAGGGAAAGGGCAAGGAGAAGGCGGUAGAACAGGCGAACGGACAUGACCCAGAGAACUUACCGUGGGUCGAGAAAUAUAGACCUGUCACGCUGGACGAUGUUGUAUCUCACAAAGACAUUACAAGCACAAUCGAAAAGUUCAUUGAGAAAAACAGGUUGCCUCACUUGCUAUUCUAUGGACCGCCCGGUACGGGAAAGACAUCGACCAUCUUGGCUGUUGCACGGCGGAUAUACGGGAAGGACUACCGCAAACAGAUUCUCGAGCUCAACGCCUCUGAUGAUCGUGGCAUUGAUGUCGUUCGUGAGCAAAUCAAGAAUUUUGCUGAAACACGGACGCUCUUUUCAAAAGGCUACAAGCUCAUCAUCCUAGAUGAGGCUGACAUGAUGACUACUGCAGCACAGGCCGCCCUCCGGCGGGUCAUAGAACAAUACACGAAGAAUGUUCGAUUUUGCAUUAUCUGCAACUACGUGAACAAGAUCAUACCCGCCGUCCAGAGCCGGUGCACGCGCUUCCGUUUCUCGCCUCUGCCUGUCCCUGAAGUAGAGCGAAGGAUCAAUGGGGUCAUUGAGACCGAAGGUGUGAAAAUCACCGGUGAUGGACGGAAGGCGCUGCUGAAACUCUCGAAGGGCGAUAUGCGAAGAGCACUGAACGUUCUUCAAGCAUGUCAUGCGGCAUACGACGAAACAGGCGAACGAGAGGUGUAUCAUUGCACUGGUACACCUGAUCCGGCUGACAUCGCCAACAUCGUCAAUUCGAUGUUCUCCGACGAAUUCACUACGUCAUACAAGAUGAUCUCCUCUCUGAAGACAGAUCGUGGCCUGGCACUACAGGAUCUACUCAACGGAGCAUACGAGUACGUCGACGAACUAGAAUUGAAGCCACACGCUAGGAUCUACCUUCUCGACUACUUUGCCACUGCCGAGUAUCGUUUGUCUGCCGGUGCGAGCGAGAAGAUCCAACUGACGGCUCUGCUCGGCGCUUUCAAGAACGCCGUCGAGCUUUCUCAGAUAGCAUAGGCAUAUAUGCAUCCUUCUAGUUUGUAUCCCUCGUGUGUGUGCUGUCGGCUGAACCCUUGUUCCUAAUAAACCAGUAAUAUGCUGUUCUUAUCGUGAUGUUGCCAGAUAUAGAAGGCGGCAUAGAUACCAUCUACACAGCGAUCCACAAGUCCCUUUCAUCUCUGAUGCACCCGGAACACACGGCAGAGGCGCGAAGAAUCUACAUAGCCACGUAGUUAUGUCAAAUCCCAUCCAGGACGUAGACAGCCCAGUAGACCCAGAAGAUCUCCUAUCGGACUCCCUCCAGACCCUGUACGACUACACGCCGGUCACACACUCAUCUGCAGGCUUGCUCUUCCGCUACACCCUCCGCCCGCGAUCUGGUCGCGCAUCACACGCCGUUGCACCCACAGACGCAGAUCCCACAGGUAAUCCAUCCGUCGUGACGCUCGUGACGCCUAACACGCAGGCGGGCAACUGGGCGCUCCACGCCUCGUCGAUUUGGACGUCUGCGCUCAUCGUCGCGGAUCGCGUGGAGCAGUUGCGCAUCGAAGAGCAUGUCGCACGCGAACGAAAGCGCGAUGGCACUCUGCCGCUGCAUGUGCUGGAGCUCGGCGCAGGUACGGGCCUGCCGAGCAUUGUCCUUGCGAAGCUCUACACCGACGAUGUGCACAUCACCGCGACCGAUUACCCGGAUGCGGAGCUUAUCCGCACUCUUCAGGACAACGUUGAGCGAAACGGUGUCGCGGCGCGCUGCGAUGUCGUGCCAUACGCCUGGGGGAGUGACCCCGCGGUUUUGCUUGCAUCCACAGCACGGACACAGUCCGGAGAUGAUGGACUAGGAUUUGACAUCGUGUUGGCAACAGAUACGCUCUGGAAUCCAGAGUUCCACGCGUCAUUCCUCCAAGCACUGCAGCUGACGCUUCGGCGCACGCCGGAUGCGCGCAUAUACCUUGUCUCUGGGCUGCACACCGGCCGGUACACACUACAGUCGUUCAUGCAGGCGCUUGGCAGGUAUGGCUUUAAGACGGAGAAGGCGGAAGAGUGGGAGGUAGGAGGUGAGAGUACCCGCGACUGGGAUAUUGGCAGAGCGGAUGGAGAGGACGAGGCAGAGAGGCGCAAGUGGGUUGUAAAUAUAAAAAUUAAAUGGAAAGAUGCAUGAUUUCUGUUCAUUCUUUCUUCCGAGUAGUCAGUGUCCC